Messenger RNA from Rattus norvegicus (Norway rat), 1732 nucleotides. RefSeq names its product serine/threonine kinase receptor associated protein (gene Strap). The record is from RefSeq and is marked provisional. Gene Ontology annotation, cellular component: nucleus; cytoplasm; SMN-Sm protein complex. Gene Ontology annotation, biological process: mRNA splicing, via spliceosome; protein-RNA complex assembly; alternative mRNA splicing, via spliceosome. Lineage: Eukaryota; Metazoa; Chordata; Mammalia; Rodentia; Muridae. Gene Ontology annotation, molecular function: U2 snRNP binding; signaling receptor binding; mRNA binding. Bases 206 to 1258 code for a protein of 350 amino acids. The transcript has 10 exons.
UGAGUGGCGGCGGGCCGGUUUUCCGGCGCUCCCCUCCCCUUCUCCCUCCCUCCCUGUCCCUCCCUUGGCGACCGCGCGUCGCGGGGAUUCCCGACCCGGCCUCGGCGUGAGUGCGGGGGCCUUAAGCAGCUGAGGCGCCGCGGCAGAGAAGGAAGAGGACCGCGACCCUCGGUCCCCGCUCCGCGUCACCGCGCUCGCCGCCGCCAUGGCCAUGAGGCAGACGCCGCUCACUUGCUCGGGCCACACGCGGCCCGUGGUGGAUUUGGCCUUCAGCGGCAUCACGCCUUACGGCUACUUUCUGAUCAGCGCUUGCAAAGAUGGCAAACCUAUGCUCCGCCAGGGAGAUACAGGAGACUGGAUCGGAACAUUUUUGGGUCAUAAAGGUGCUGUUUGGGGUGCAACAUUGAAUAAGGACGCCACCAAAGCUGCCACAGCAGCUGCAGACUUCACAGCCAAAGUGUGGGACGCUGUCUCUGGAGAUGAACUGAUGACCCUGGCUCACAAGCACAUCGUCAAGACCGUGGAUUUCACACAGGAUAGCAAUUACCUGUUGACUGGAGGACAGGACAAACUGCUGCGCAUAUACGACUUGAACAAACCUGAAGCAGAACCCAAGGAAAUUAGUGGUCACACGUCCGGUAUUAAAAAGGCUCUGUGGUGCAGUGAGGAUAAACAGAUCCUUUCAGCUGAUGAUAAAACUGUUCGGCUCUGGGAUCAUGCCACAAUGACAGAAGUAAAAUCUCUAAAUUUUAAUAUGUCUGUUAGCAGCAUGGAAUAUAUUCCUGAGGGAGAGAUCUUGGUCAUUACUUAUGGGCGAUCCAUUGCUUUUCAUAGUGCAGUAAGUCUGGAGCCAAUUAAAUCCUUUGAAGCUCCUGCAACCAUCAAUUCUGCAUCUCUUCAUCCUGAGAAGGAAUUUCUUGUUGCUGGUGGAGAAGACUUUAAACUGUAUAAGUAUGAUUAUAAUAGUGGAGAGGAAUUAGAAUCCUACAAAGGUCACUUUGGCCCCAUUCACUGUGUGAGAUUCAGUCCCGAUGGUGAACUCUAUGCCAGUGGUUCUGAAGAUGGGACACUGAGAUUGUGGCAAACUGUGGUUGGAAAGACCUACGGCCUGUGGAAAUGCGUGCUUCCUGAGGAAGAUAGCGGGGAACUGGCAAAGCCAAAGAUCGGAUUUCCAGAAACAGCAGAAGAAGAGCUGGAAGAGAUUGCUUCAGAGAAUUCAGAUUCCAUCUAUUCGUCAACUCCUGAAGUGAAGGCCUGAGCAGCGUCAGACGUGUGCCGCAGAUGCCAUGCAGUUGAUGGACUGAACAAGCAGAGACCGGCAUCGGCCUUCAGUUACUCUGCCUGUGGCAAAGGGGACAGACUGUUGGGGCAUGGAUUGCUCCAGUGCACGAACCACUACAGUGUUGCCUGUGAGGGAACUGGCUGAGCGUGCGGUGCAGGCAGGAGGAGUCUGUUCACCUAGUGCCUGCCAAAGCCUGCUGCCGUGAUGAAAAGCCAACUUAGUGUCCACUUUACCCCAGAUCUCCUGUAGCUGUUUCUGUCAUGGAGAAGAAAAAUAUAUUGGCCUAUUUUUCUGACAUUUCCCUUGAAGAAUGCCUUUUUUUCUCUGCUUAGUUGUGAAGAAGAGGAAAUACAUGAUAAAGUAACUGGUUUGAUCUCUUUCAUUGUACACUGACGGCUUCUGGACAUCUAAUUUUUUAGUUAUCUAAAUAAAAUGCCUCUAAAACAAUAA